Molecule: messenger RNA, 2904 nt
Organism: Cladophialophora immunda
Lineage: Eukaryota; Fungi; Ascomycota; Eurotiomycetes; Chaetothyriales; Herpotrichiellaceae
Product: tRNA modification GTPase TrmE
Exons: 2
Coding region: 45-1985 (646 amino acids)
Biological process (GO): tRNA wobble uridine modification; tRNA methylation
Cellular component (GO): mitochondrion; cytoplasm
Molecular function (GO): protein binding; GTP binding; GTPase activity
Source: RefSeq, a predicted model, not a curated record
CGUGAUUUCCAUUCAUCACACAUCAUUAGUGACGAGUUCUUCGAAUGCCAUGUCGCAUUGGUUUCCGAAGUGUGAGCAGAAACCCUCUCCUCUUCUACGCCUCCCGGAAAUGUGCUCAACCAUGUGGUUUGAGCGCGGUUCGCUUGAAUGCGCCUCGAACUCAUUGGCGACUCCAGUCGUCCUCGGCCGCAGUCCCUGACCUUGAAGAAUGGCCCGCAAGAGCAAGCCAACACACAGUCUCUGACACAAUAUAUGCACUAUCGACUGCUCCAGGUCGAGCUGCGAUAGCAGUUAUCCGUAUCUCGGGCCCAGCAUGUCUUCCCAUUUACCAACGGCUCUGCCCAGACCGUGGACCGCCAAAACCUCGCGCCGCGACGCUGCGAAGGCUGUACGAUCCCAACAACCCACAAUCCUCAGAUCCCCGAGUCCUUGAUACUGGCGCACUAGUGUUAUACUUCCCCGCUCCCAACACGGUGACUGGUGAGGAUGUGCUCGAGCUGCACGUCCACGGCGGCCCCGCCAUUGUUCGCUCGGUUUUGGACGCCGUAUCAAGAUGCGGGCACUCGAUGCAUGAAAGAGGAGGAGCAGUGAGACAAGCCGAACCUGGCGAGUUCACAAAGUGGGCAUUCUACAAUGGGAGAUUGGACCUUACACAAGCCGAAGCGUUGGGUGAUACCCUCGCUGCUGAGACAGAACAACAACGCCGCUUGGCUGUCAGCGGUGCAGACGGCGGACUUGCAAAAAGAUACGAAGAAUGGCGUACCAUGUUGCUAUACGCUCGAGGGGAGCUAGAGGCGCUGAUCGACUUCUCCGAAGAUCAGCAUUUUGAUGAAUCGCCUAUGGAGUUUGUGGCCUCGAUCUCGCAACAAGUGCGCGCACUGAGGAGACAAAUUGAGCUACACAUUCAAAAUGCCUCCAAGGGGGAGCUGCUGCGUAAUGGCAUCAGCAUAGCUUUACUGGGUGCGCCCAAUGCGGGGAAGAGCUCCUUGUUGAACCAGAUUGUCGGACGAGAGGCUGCAAUCGUCAGUGCCGAAGAAGGGACCACUCGAGACAUUGUCGACGUCUCGAUUGAUCUUGAUGGCUGGCUAUGCAGACUAGGUGACAUGGCCGGUCUCCGCGCCAUUGGGGCCGUCGGAGAGGAGCAGCAACCUGUCGGCUUGGUGGAACAAGAAGGCAUACGUCGAGCAAGAGAGCGGGCCCUGCAAUCCGACGUUGUUUUGGUACUGUUGUCCGUGGAAAUGGAUAGAGAUGGGAACCCGCAUGUCCCUGUCAACGGGCAAGUUCUUGAGGCAGUGCAAGAAUGCGAUGCCGCCGGCAAAACUAUUCUCGUCGUGCUAAAUAAGAUUGACCUGCUGGACAUGGAUGAUGGACCAAAACAAAGAGGCAUGAGAGCCUUGCAGACACAAAUCCGUCAGACAUUUCCAACAGUCCCCGAGCGACGGAUAUGCAUGGUGUCCUGCAAAGGUGCUGCUCACAGCCUGGUCGGCUCUGACCCUGGAGGCAUUCAAGCAUUCCUCAGACAACUGACCAGCUCAUUCACGGAAUUAACGACAGCAUCUACCAGCGAAAAUAUCGCGGAUACGCAAUUGACUGCCGCGGAACUACAGUCCUACUGGACCACGUCCCUCUCGGUCACGCAUCGGCAGACCACGUACCUGUCGCAGUGCUUACAUCAUCUCGAGGACUUCCUUGCCCAGAGCCAGUCGCAGACUCAGUCUCACCUGCAUACGGAAACAACGGAAAUCUCCGAUUCGUGCAAUUCGGCCACUGAUUAUCACGCUGAUCGCCACGAUGACCCUGUCGCUCCAAAUAUAGCACACGUCAACAGAGAUGGAGAUGCAGACGGUGCAGUCGAUAUUGUGGCUGCGGCGGAACAUCUCCGUUUCGCCGCCGACUGCCUGGCCAAGAUUACGGGUAAGGGAGGAUCCGGCGAUGUGGAGGACAUCCUGGGUGUCGUUUUCGAAAAGUUCUGCGUUGGAAAGUGAAAUUGCCGAGAGAGAAAAAAGAUGCUCGUCAAGAGCUGGGACAAUGUCGAAAGAGUGGAUGGUGAUCGAGGCCGGGAUCACGCAAGUCAUAUGUCACACGUCGAAUAAAUGGGCUGGGGCGAUGGAAAACGGCUCCGUCGAUGGGGUGUUGUCGUGUCAGUGAAGAAAGACGCAUGGGGAACGAUUCAGUUGUAUCCGCCACGACCUUGGGCAGCCUGCUGCCGGUUGUAUCCACCGCGACCUUGGACGACGGGGGUUCUGUUGUACCCACCACGGCCCUGUCUGUUGUAACCACCGCGGCCCUUCUGGGGAGCAGCUGGGGUGUUGUAUCCGCCUCGUCCCAUGGCCAUUGUGAGUGCGAGGGUGGUUGGGAUGAAAAACACGAGGAAAUAAAUGGUCGCUGUGUGUUUUGGGCUUGAAGAAGUGAUUGGUCGGCGCUGGGCUCUGCGAAAAUGGAUGGGUGUCGCAGACAAGUUGGGGAAUCGAAGAGACAGAGACAAAAGAAAAUAAGGAAAUAGAUGGGAUGGGAUUGGGCUUUGGGCGGCUGCUUUUGUCGUUGGGAGUUGAGGUUGUUGGUGUGCUGCAGAAGAUAGGAAAGAAAACAGAAAUAAGGAAAGUACGGUCUGUACCUCAAAUCUGGGGUUGGCUGUGUGCUGAACUGGAAACUCUGGCAAUGCGCGAACAAAGGAAAGAGAUUAAGAAAUAAUGAGAUGAUUUGCUUUUGAAGGAGUGUGUUGAUGUGAUGGGGAGUGAACAUUCAAAAUCUUUGGGAGAUGAGGAAACAGAUGAUAUAUAUCUCUGUAAACGUGGUAUGGGGAGGUGGUAUAGUAAGAAGGCGUGCGACCCACGCAGAUGGGCCCGACGAGGAAACGGGUUAGAGAGUUCGAUCGGUGACCCUAGACGGAUCCGGGUUCCUGAC